UUAUCAGUAACUUAGAAAAAUUGUUUGAUUUUUAUUUAUUUAUUUAUUUAUUUUUUUUUUAUAUUAUAUGAUACACGAAUAUGUGACUGCAAUGACAAUUAUCAUAACAAAAUCCAUAUCGUUUUCUUAUUUCUUUGUAUAACUUGCCAUAUACCUUUUAAUAUCUUUAAGGUUGGUUGUCAGGAACCGAUACAUAGAAGGUAUUCUCCAUCCAAGAUAUUCAUGCAUCCUGAUUUCACAAAAUUAGCCGAUUCACUCACUUGAUUUACUCGACUAGCUGCCAUUAAUUGGCAUACAAUAUAUCAUAGUAGCGAAAGGCCAGUGUUAGGUGGAAGCAGCUCAUGUCUGAAGGCAUAUCAGUUCCCAAGUAAGACAACAAUAAGUGCACAGUACAAAAAUGUCUGGGUUGUGUCCUGUUCAGAUUUAAAGGCACACUCCCUAUCGUGACUCAAAAUAACGUACGUACAUUACAUUUUCACCUCUCGGUCAUCAAAUCCCCACCUCUCAGGGCUCUUACUCUGCCUCGAUCAGUGCUACCUUGGACCCAGUUGAGGUGGUUACUCUCCCUCUCAUCCUGGAUGUCAGGCCUUAUUUUUGGUUCCGACUAGAAUCUACAGGGACGAUUGAUUAAAUCAUUACAACCCCAAAUGGGGGCAUACCCUUUCUUUAAGUGCCUCAGAGUAUCAACGCCAUCCCUGAAGCCUCGCUGGUGACUGAUCAAUACAGCUCUUCUCCCGCCCCAUUCUGCUGGAGAGAGAGAGAGAGAGAGAGAGAGAGAGAGAGAGAGAGAGAGAGAGAAUACGUCGCAAGCCGCUUCACUGUAGCUCGUGUCCCUUUCAGGGAGUGAUGAAUGGAGAGUAACAGAAAAAUAGCCACCGUGCAAAUGGGUAGCUGGCGACGACGCUCCGGCAGAUCUACCCGGAAAUGCUUGAUUGCAGUAUUGGUGGUGGUGGUGACGGCCGCUGGGCUGGUAAUACUAAUGGGGGCGGUAGAGCAAGCAGCCUCUCCCGGCACUGCUGGAGUACAGGCAGAGCUGAACUGGCACCGGCACUCCUCCAUGGCAGAUGAUCACACGUCGCCCGACCUGCAGAAAGGGCCAGGGAUAGUGGUGGUUAAAGUUAGCAAAAGUGAAAGCCUGCUGGAGAGGUUACUGAACGGAGCGGGUGUCUCAAAUAUUAUUACCUUGGAUAUGAAUCAGCCGGCAUCGAGCGACGUAACGUGCUUCCAUACCAAGACUGAGCCAAGUUACGCUGUCUGUCCUCACCCCUCCACACUAGACCGCCACAUUUCGAACCAGCUGAGGACGGAGGGCGUGUGGCAACCUCGCACCCUUGCUUUACUCGCCACUGCCUUACAUCACUACCCGUCCAGUACUCUGGUUGAUGUCGGGGCUCAUGUCGGAGUGUUCAGCCUUUAUGGGGCGCGCCUCGGAGCGACUGUAUUAGCAGUAGAACCUGUUUGGACAUCGGCUGUGCGUCUUCACGCUGGUGCGGCUGCAGGAGGUGUCUCUGGACGUGUCAAAAUACUCUUCCACGCUAUGACUGGCGAGGCGACUCAAGUCAAACUAAAGUACAAGGAUGGUAAUCUUGGAGGCACAUCCGUGGUGGAAGUCACUCCGCAGGAUGCAGAUUCCCCUCGCUCCUCGGGACGCCCCGAAUUGAUCACUUCUAUAACACUCGAUUCCUUGUCACCUCUCAUUAGUAAUACCUCAGUCAUUAUCCUCAAGAUUGACACCGAGGGAAGGGAAUGUGAUACGAUAUCAGGUGGGCGGGAACUGCUCACCUCUCACUUCACGCCUUAUAUCUUCAUGGAAUGGGCGGUGAUGGCCAACAACCGACACAAGUACCACGCUCCCUGCAGUCCUAACCACCUUCAGGAAAUGGUUGAGUGGCUGACAUCCCGAGGCUACCACGCCCACAUCUCCAAGUCCGGGGCCCCUCUUAUUCCCGCUAAAGUGGAUUCAUGGAGGGUGGGGGACAUCUACUGGAAACAUUCAACGGCUCCAUCCCUCCACCCUUCCGCCCACUAACCACUUAUCAUGUAUUCCUCUUUACACAAAAUUAUUUUCUCCGUAUACCUGGUCAAAGGCAAGGAGUUUUUUAUUAUUUUUAGAAAAUGUGGUGUGAUAGUGAACAGUAUUGGAAUGUAUAUUAUGAAACUUGGAAGCUCCACAGGCUUUCAAAGACAGAAAAGCAACAAUAGAACAUAUAAACAUGUCCAUGGUGAGGCUUACAUCUCGCGGUUAUUUUUUUCCGCCGCAACAGUAAGGUACUUAAAAUGAGACGCCUACAAUAUCAAUGACUGGACAACAUGGGGUGGAAACUCCUGCCAGAUGCUCAUUGCUCAAGGAUCAAGAAGAAAGACGAGUUUCCACUUGUCAUAUUUGGUGUCCAUAUUUUUAAUUAAAGUUUCAAGGUGGCAGCUGAGAAUAUUCCAGGUGAUGUGUUAAAAUAAUUAGGUAGUGGGAUUUGAGCAGGCACAUCAAGCUCAGCGUGGUUAUGAAGUGAUGGAAUUAAAUAAGAUAAGAAAAUAAGUUCACUUAAAGAAAUUGUAAGAUGCAAUCAAAAUAAAUUAGUAAAAGCAGAUUCAUUACAAUGAAUAAUAUGAUUUCCUCUUCUUUGGUCAAUUAUUGUAAUAUAUGCCAUGCAUCCAUUUAUGUUGAUAGUCUUUGCUUAUAAAUAUUGUACAUAGUGAAAUAAUUACAUUAAAAAAAUGAAAUGAA
Molecule: messenger RNA, 2722 nt
Organism: Scylla paramamosain (green mud crab)
Lineage: Eukaryota; Metazoa; Arthropoda; Malacostraca; Decapoda; Portunidae
Exons: 9
Coding region: 851-2029 (392 amino acids)
Source: RefSeq, a predicted model, not a curated record